Messenger RNA from Zootoca vivipara (common lizard), 1684 nucleotides. RefSeq names its product BCS1 ubiquinol-cytochrome c reductase complex chaperone (gene BCS1L). Lineage: Eukaryota; Metazoa; Chordata; Lepidosauria; Squamata; Lacertidae. Gene Ontology annotation, molecular function: ATP binding; ATP hydrolysis activity. The record is from RefSeq and is a predicted model, not a curated record.
AGGGGGACGAUAGAGUAGAGAAAAGAAUUGUUUCCGGUCAAAAGAACCAUAGAGAAAAGCAAGGCAAGAGAGGCGCUAUCCGGAGAAGCAAUGCUCCUGGGAAUGGGUCUUUAGCACUGGAGUUGUUUCCCCAUCCACAACAAUGCCCUUUUCUGACUUUUUCUCGGCCCUGAAGGACAAUCCAUACUUCGGAGCAGGCUUUGGCCUGGUGGGUGUAGGUACAGCGUUGGCCCUGGCCCGUAAAGGGGCACAGUUUGGCUUGGUGGCUUUCAGGCGGCAUUGUAUGAUCACCCUAGAGGUGCCAAGCAAGGACAAGAGUUACCACUGGCUGCUGAGCUGGAUCUCUCACCAUGCAAAGCACACCCAGCACCUGAGUGUGGAGACUUCAUACCUGCAGCAUGAGAGUGGCCGUAUCAGUACCAAGUUUGACUUUAUCCCCAGCCCUGGGAACCAUUUCAUUUGGUAUAAAAGGAAGUGGAUCCGCGUAGAACGGAACCGGGAGAAACAAAUGAUUGACCUGCAUACGGGCACCCCCUGGGAAUCUGUCACCUUCACAGCAAUCGGUAGCAACCGAGAAGUUUUCUUCAACAUCCUGCAGGAAGCCAAAGAAUUGGCUCUCAGGCAGCAAGAAGGAAAGACGGUCAUGUACACAGCCAUGGGGACUGAAUGGCGGCCAUUUGGUUUCCCACGACGUCGACGUCCGCUCACCUCUGUAGUGCUCGAGAAAGGAGUGUCCGAGAGAAUUGUGCAGGAUGUGAAAGAGUUCACUGGUAACCCCAAGUGGUACAUUGAUCGAGGAAUCCCCUAUCGGAGAGGAUACCUGCUAUACGGGCCCCCAGGUUGUGGAAAGAGCAGUUUCAUCACAGCCCUUGCUGGAGAACUUCAGUACAGCAUCUGUCUCAUGAGCCUGAGCGACCGCAGCCUCUCUGAUGAUCGUCUUAACCACCUCCUGAGCGUAGCUCCUCAACAGAGCAUCAUCCUCCUGGAGGACGUGGAUGCUGCUUUCGUCAGCCGGGAUCUUGCUGCCGAAAACCCCACCGCAUACCAAGGCAUGGGACGCCUGACUUUCAGUGGCCUUCUCAACGCGCUGGAUGGUGUGGCUUCCUCCGAAGCAAGGAUUGUAUUCAUGACCACCAAUCAUGUGGACAGGCUCGAUCCAGCCCUGGUUCGCCCUGGCCGGGUGGACCUGAAGCAGUACGUGGGGCACUGCUCAGAGUGGCAGCUCGGGCGCAUGUUCCAGAGGUUCUACCCAGACCAGCCAGCAGCUGCGGCCGAGGAGUUUGCCAAACGGGCCGUGUCUGCCUCUGAUCGGAUCAGUGCCGCACAAGUCCAGGGCCACUUCAUGCUAUACAAGGCGGAUCCGGACGCAGCCCUUAAGAACGUGCAAGCUCUUAUAUCCUGAUGUUGAACAAACCCCGAGAGCGCUGUGCAUACUGCUUUCCCAGGAAAAGGGUUGUUUGCAUGCAUGGAUUUGUUUACACGGGACAAGAUAAUCAUGAGGAUGAUGCCAUCCGCAUGUCCACCUCAGUAAGGUCACCUUUUUGUAAAGAAAAUAAAGAGCAAACCAACAUAACUCCUCCAUUGCACCUCUUGAAAAUGAAUAAAUGUGAAGUUCAGGUGUUGUGGAACUAUGUCCUCCAGAUGGCAAAUGUUAACACCCGAGGAGAGGCCCAAAAGGUGUCAU